ACUCCUCCAAGUAUCCACUAUCUUCACUCUUUCUUUUGUCAAUAUAAUCUCUUCUCCUCUGCAACUAAAACAUAAAUAUAGAGCAUUUCUACUUCAUACAUCUCAACUUUGCAAGAGUACAGUGGUGAACUUGAACGAUUCAAUGGCAGCAGCAAAGUUUCGAGCAUUCGUGAACAGUCCAAUGGGACCUAAAACAACUCACUUUUGGGGUCCUGUUUCAAACAUCGGUUUGCUUGCUUCUGCAGUGGCUGAUAUACAGAAGACCCCAGACAUGAUAUCUGGGAACAUGACCGUUGCAUUGUUUGGGUAUUCCUGUUCGUUCAUGAGAUUCGCGUGGAUGGUACGACCACGCAACUAUAUGCUCUUAGCAUGUCAUACCUGUAAUGCACCAAUACAGUUUUAUCAGCUCUCUCGUUGGGCUAAACAUCACGGGUACUUAGAGCUCAAAAAGGAAGAAAAAGAAGAAGAUCAAGUUGCAUUGAAAACCUUGAAAGUUGUAUAACAUGUUUUUUUUUUUUUGUUUCCUUUUCUUUGAGGUCAGGCCCAGCCCCCCUCUUUUCUGUUUUCUCUUCAAAUUCUCCCGGUGAGUUUCGCCGGAUAUUUAAUAAAUUCUCCCGGUGAGUUCUGCCGUAAUAAGAAAGAAAGCAUAAUAUGAUGAACUAACUGGUAAUGUGUAAACAUCGUGUC
This is a messenger RNA of Papaver somniferum (opium poppy), 687 nucleotides long. RefSeq names its product mitochondrial pyruvate carrier 1-like. Gene Ontology annotation, cellular component: mitochondrial inner membrane. The transcript is spliced from 5 exons. The coding region runs from base 143 to 502 and encodes 119 amino acids. NCBI's taxonomy places the organism in Eukaryota, Viridiplantae, Streptophyta, Magnoliopsida, Ranunculales, Papaveraceae. Gene Ontology annotation, biological process: pyruvate import into mitochondria. The record is from RefSeq and is a predicted model, not a curated record.